Zasmidium cellare ATCC 36951 is the source of this 330-nucleotide messenger RNA. RefSeq lists its product as uncharacterized. The annotation marks the transcript as partial. Lineage: Eukaryota; Fungi; Ascomycota; Dothideomycetes; Mycosphaerellales; Mycosphaerellaceae. Gene Ontology annotation, molecular function: protein binding. The record is from RefSeq and is a predicted model, not a curated record. The transcript has a single exon.
AUGCUAAGGUGGCUCAUCGAGCAGGUUAUCAACAUCAACGAUGAAGAGGAAGGAGAGAUCCGCGCUACAGCCUUGCAUUACGCUGUGUCGUGGGGCCAUCUGGAAAUGACAAAGCUGCUCUUGGAUAACGGAGCAGAAAUCGAUCAUGCCACAGGUCAGGGAUGGACGCCACUCCUAGUUGCGGCACAGAACGGCGACCGCAAUAUCGCUGCCGUUCUAGUCGACUAUGGUGCUGACCUGGAACAAACGAACCGACGCGGAUGGGCUCCUUUACACAUGGCUUUCGACCAUGAGCCAGUAGUCCGUCUCUUGCUUGAGCGUGGUGCUGAC